UGACGAUUGAACAACUCUCACGUUCUAGAACCUGUUGUUUCUCAGAACAAAUGUCAUGCGUUGUUCUAGCAGUGAAGCUUGAAGAUCUGGUGGGGCGCGGUCCCUCAACCCGCAUCUCGCAGCCCAGCCUGGGCUUUGGAGCAACAUCACCCAGCCAAACAUGGCGAGCAACACUAUUUCAGACAUCAAGACACCGCCGUCCUGCACGGCAGACUUCUGUCUCAUUCCGCUAGGCACACCAACUGCGAGCGUGUCGAAGGAGGUGGCGGAGGUGCAGAGGAUCUUGAAGAAGAGUGGGCUGAGCUACUCCAUGCACUCUGCAGGCACAACUCUUGAGGGCUCAUGGGACGACUGUAUGCGAGUCAUUGGACAAUGCCAUGCUCUGCUGCACCAGAACGGUGUUGUGAGAAUCCAGAGUGACAUCAGGAUUGGCACCAGAACAGACAAGAAGCAAGGUUUCAAGGACAAGGUUGAGGCUGUUGAGAGACUACUGAAGGAGGACAACUGAGUCUUCAUUAUUCGAGAAGAACUUGAGCUGCCAUCUGCUCCAAAACUCCGGGUUAUGUGCUCAAGUAUCACAACAAGAAUCACGCCAAUGUAAAACACAAGACAACGCGCCUACAAAUUGGCUACAAUACUUCCCCGCGAUAUCGACAGGCAAUCUGGCGGACCACAGUGACUCAUUAUCGAUAGAUCCACGACCCCUUUUCUUCGAUUGGCCAACUCAGGAGUGAUUCGCCUGCGAUGCUGGGGUUGCUGGCCGAACUGACGGUCUUCCGGAGGGGUUCUGUGGCUCGUGAGGGCUGAGGCGGGAGGUUGACAGGGAAGCGCGUCACAUGAAAUUGAAGGAUGCUUGCUCGUUUGGCAGGCGCGAGACAGGUCUGACAGGUCGCGGCUGCCUCUUCCCAACGAUUGAUAAACAACCAAAAAACCUUCACAUAUCUUG
Molecule: messenger RNA, 946 nt
Organism: Didymella exigua CBS 183.55
Lineage: Eukaryota; Fungi; Ascomycota; Dothideomycetes; Pleosporales; Didymellaceae
Exons: 2
Coding region: 161-508 (115 amino acids)
Cellular component (GO): cytosol
Source: RefSeq, a predicted model, not a curated record